Molecule: messenger RNA, 7549 nt
Organism: Pristis pectinata (smalltooth sawfish)
Lineage: Eukaryota; Metazoa; Chordata; Chondrichthyes; Rhinopristiformes; Pristidae
Product: desmoglein-3-like
Exons: 16
Coding region: 211-3912 (1233 amino acids)
Biological process (GO): homophilic cell-cell adhesion
Cellular component (GO): plasma membrane; desmosome
Molecular function (GO): calcium ion binding
Source: RefSeq, a predicted model, not a curated record
UUUCUGCACUUUGCUGGGGUCUCCGACAUCGACAACCCUCUGUGGCAACCUGGAGGUGGACGUGUGAUUGAACACACAGGGACGGUUCAGAGAGCUUCUCUCAUUCUGCGGUUGAGGCUCAGUAUUUACAGAUAUCCCCGGGCUUUGUUGCUAUGGCUCUCCGUUUCUAAGGGCGGGGUGACUUGAUGAAGCACCUAGCCGAGUUUCUCCAUGAAACUCUAUUUCUCACUCUCUCACUUUGUUGUUAUCCACGGACACGUUACCUCAACUCGCCCCAGGCAAGGGCAAGGCACGCAGUCAUUUCGAAGCUAUUUCUCCAGCUCCCUAGUCCAGUUGUACUAUAAUUCAACAGUUGGACGCUUGGCAGUGCGUUUAACAUUGCAAUCGAUGGCUUGGAUUAACCCGAGAUAUAUCUUUUAUUUCUUCCUCUUGACGGUGUGUUCUCAAACUGGACAAUGCUGCAAGAAAGGGUUUGCAAAACACGAGUUCAAGGCCGUGGUUCCUCCACAGGUGUUAAAGGGGAAAGUUGUACUUAAAGUGAAAUUUAACGAUUGCAGUCUGGGAGAGCACAUAAGUUUGCAUACCAAUGACUUCAAUUUUGGAAUCCAUUCCAAUGGUAAGGUAUAUGCAACUCAUACCCAAAACAUCAGCUCAACAUAUCACUUCAAAGUCUUGGCAAGGGAUUUAAAAACACACAAGAAAUGGAAAGUUCCUGUCAUUUUAGUGCCUUCAGCAGACAAAGCAAAGAAGGUUUUGAAAGAAGAAGUUCCCGUCAUCUAUUUCCGAAAAGCUAGCCGGUCGAGACGACAGAAGAGAGAAUGGAUCAUUCCACCAAUCGACGUGAGGGAGCAUGAACCACCGAUGCGCAACCCCAUUGGUUCGAUUUUCUCCGACAUUGAACAAUAUGGAAAAUUAACCUAUGCCCUCAGUGGCCCAGGAGCAGACCAGCCCCCAGUCAACAUGUUUGUGAUUGAUCCUUAUACUGGUAAUAUAAAUAUCACAGGGCAAGUGGAUCGUGAACUGAAUCCAGAGUUCCGGUUGACAGGACAAGCCUGGAAUUCCCUUGGUCAACCUGUUGAGAAACCCCUUUCACUCGUGAUUAAGGUUCAGGAUAUUAAUGAUAAUGCUCCGGUAUUUGCUAAACAAGUGUUUGAAGGAAGUGUUGAAGAAUUAUCCCAAUCUGGUACCUUUGUGUUGGCAUUAAAUGCAACAGAUAGAGAUGAAGGAGAAAACGCUCAAAUUGCCUACAGGAUUCUAUCUCAGGGAAACGAGAUGUCUGUUACAAAGUACAAUGGAGAUAUUAAAACAACGACAAAUAACUUAGACAGAGAGACCCAAGAUUUGUAUACUCUUGUUGUGGAAGCCCGGGAUAUGAAUGGGAAGGCAGGGGGAUUAUACUCGACCGCAAAUGUCCAAAUCAAGAUCUUGGAUGUCAACGACAAUAUUCCUACCAUUGAAAAAGAAGAGUACGAGGCAUCUGUUCAAGAGAAUACAUUGAAUGAUGAAGUCACACGCAUCAAAGUGUUCGAUGAAGACCAAGAAUUUACAGAUAACUGGCUGGGGAACUUUGAGAUUAUUGAAGGAAAUGAGGACGGACACUUCAGGUUCGAAAUCGAUGAGCAAACCAAUGAAGGAAUUUUGGUACUCCAAAAGGAAUUGGACUACGAAGAAGCAUCAACGAGAACGCUGCUCCUUAGAGUUUCCAACAAAGCAGCUUAUCAUUCUUCUCUCUUAACUGGAGGUGGAGGAGGUGGUGGAUCUAAACCUGUUAAAUUAAAGAUUAAUGUAAUGGAUCAGAAGGAAGGAUUUUCAUUUAAGCCAACCAAAAAGCGAAUCACUCUCAGUGAAAACAAGAAAAAGGUCCACAUUGGUCAGAAACUUGGAAGAUACCCAGCCUUCAGUGCUGAUACUGGGAAGGAGAGUGACAGAGUCAGAUAUGCAAAGGGUUCUGACCCGGCCAACUUCUUCAACAUUAACCCUGACACUUCGGAGAUAACACUUGCCAAGCUACCUGAUCGGGAGUCUGAGCAUGUGGUUAACGGGAGGUACACAGCAACGGUAUUGGCCAUAGAUAAUGAUGGAGGCUCUCCCAUCACCUCCACUGGAACCAUCUUGAUUAACGUGGAAGAUGUCAAUGAUAACAUCCCGAACUUUGAUAACCUCCAACCGUGCAUGUGCAGCCACGCAAAAUAUUUGAAUGUCACUGCAUCCGAUGCCGAUGGUGUGCCGUUUGGAGCGCCUUUCCGUUUCAACGUACAGUCUGAGCAAACGUGGAAGUUGGGCCCCACAGAUGCAACCAGCAUGCAAUUGGUUCCAUUACAAGAUCUAUGGCCCGGAGUAUUUUCUGUGCCGGUAUGGAUUGAGGAUAACAAUGGCAAGGGCCACACAGUCACCCUCGACGUCACUGUCUCAGAUUGCCAUGGUACCGACCAUUGUUCUUCAGAGAGAUUAGUUCAGUCAAAAGCAGAGCUUGGAGGUCUUGCCGUGGCAUUGAUGAUCCUGCCUCUGCUGCUGUUGCUACUUCUUCCUUUGCUCCUCGUGUUUUGCAAGUGUGGCAGUGGAUUUUAUGGAAAACCUGGUUUCUUACCAGUUGAGGGAGACAGGACUGAUGGGACUCUGGGCCAAAGCAGUAUUGAGGGAGGAGGACAAGUAGACACGAUGAUACCACUGGUACCUCAUCCAGGGAGAUUGGAUGUCGUUCAGCCAAGCGAAGAGUGGGUCGGUAAGGCAGGCAAGUCAUUUGGAUUGGUAGGAUUGAGCUCUGCUUAUGUAAAUGGGAGUCUCGACAAAGGGGCAAGGUGGACCGUGGAAGGAAGUGAUGGAACUUGCAAGACCGACCUGAUGACUUCUCUUGACUACGGAAAAUCAGCAUGGAGUCAUGAUCAAUACCUAAAAUGGUUAAGUACCAGGAGCACAGAAGGCAUCGAUGUGUUCAAAGGUGCACACAAGACAAGACAAUACAUAGGACAAUACAUUAAUCAGAAGGUGCAUGCCAUUACUCAAGAAUGGACAUCUCAGAGUUUAAACGAUUGUCUACUGGUUUAUAACAGGGAAGGUUCAAACUCACCCGUGGGCUCACUGGACUGUUGCAACCUUAUUGAAGAGUCUCCUUUGGAUGACUCCUUCUUGAAUGACUUGGAUCCAAAGUUCAGGAUGCUGGCUGAAAUCUGCAGUGGGCAAUCGAUGAAGGAAAUCUCAGAAGUAGUCAGCUCUCAAAGCUGGGAGCAGAAGAGCAGCCCUCGGCCAUUGAUCCAACAGGAGGAAGUAGUGAAGAAAGAAAUUGUUUCGUCCAGCUCUGUGAUGCAACAACAUAGUGACUUCAACCCGCUGUCUCUGAAGAAGCACUACAUCGUGACCACCACUAUCCAGCCUAGUCAGGAAGAGCCCCCAUUUGUUGGUGACCAGAGCGGUGUGACAUCACGGCAUGAAGAAUUCCAGACCGUGUCCAUCACAACUGACCCAGCAAUGGCUCAGAAAAUGGCAGUGACCAAAGUCGAUUACGGCCCGGGAGGGUUCCAGGGGAUAGUCCCAUCCUUCACCACCACGCCUGCUGCCCAGAAGAAUGUAGUAGUGGUGAGGUCAGGUUUGGGAGGGAUCCAGAGUAUGGCCGCUGACCCAUCAACCGGUCAGGGAUCUCAAAUGCAGAAAACUGUGGUUGUGACAAGUUCAGUUAACACGGGAUCAGAAGGAGUACAAGAGAUGUUGACCAACCAGAUGAUUGGUCAGGUUCCUGUAACCCAUGAGAAUUCAGUAGUUACCGGGCCAGUCAAUGCAGGUUUGAGAGAGACCCUGGAUCACAGCUAUAUCAAUAAGCAGGCAAUUGAGAAGAAUGUGACCACCAGCAAGUCUAACAGUGGGAUGUAUAAAUCAGUAAAAAAGACGACCAAGGUUGUACAGUUAGUGCAGGAGUAGAGGAUUGCUCAUUACUUUGGAUUGCAAUGUUAGUGGGGGAGGUACUUUUAAAUAAAAUCUGAAAAAUAUUUAGUACUUUUUUUCUCUCAGGAAAAAGCAGCCGGUUUGUUUGGCAGCCCAUUCACCAACCUAACCAUUCAUUCCCUCCACCACCAGCACACAGUGGCUGUGGUGCAUUCUGUCCACGAAACACACUGUUGUUGCUCGGCCAGGCUACUUCCUCCGACAACACCUCCCCAACCCCCGCGGUCUCCACCGCCAAGGAGGGCGAGGGGCACCGGGUGCUUGGGCCACCACCACCUGCAGGUUCCCCAAUCAUCCCGACUUGAAAAUGUAUUAACAUUCCUUAAUUGUCGAUGAGUCUUAACUCCAUAAACUCCCUCCCCAACAGUGCUGUGGGAGCACCUUCACCAGAAGGACUGUGAAAACAUUUUCACUCCUGUAGCGAUAAAGGUUUGGAACUCUCUACCCAGAAGGGCGGUGGAGACAGUACGCAGAAGCCCUAGAAAAGGCCAUGACCUGCAGGACUAUGGAGUAAGAGCUGGGAAGUGGGAUUCAUCCUUACAGUUACCAUGGAUACGUUGGACUCUUUUCUGUCAUAAAUUUUUAUUUUUGCAAUGUAAUGAACAAUUUGAACUUGAUAUUUUAAAUGCAAACAACAUUUCUCCUGAGAAAAAUAAGCUAUUUUAUCUGCUAACUUUUAUUGUAUAUUUGAAUUAAUUACAGCAUGUUUGCCGGGUUAAGGGGAACAAGCAAGGGACUAGGGAUUAUUUGGAGAUUUCUACUGAAGGAGUUUAGAGUAACUAAACCAAGUGGCUGCUUCUGAGGUAAUUCAAAAAACAAACCGCAAAUGCUGGAAAUUUGAAUAUUAGGAAAUAAUGACAAGUUAAAUCAAUUUAUCUUAGAAGUGAAGCAACACUGGAAACUGCCAUAAUAAAAACAGACAAUGCUGGAAACACUCAGCAGGUCAGGCAGCAUCUGUGGAGAAAGAAACAGUUAAUAAAACUUGCUGGUUCCCCUUUCCACAGAUGCUGUCAGACCUGCUGAGGGUUUCCAACACUCUCUGAUUUUAUUAUGGCUGUUUUCUCUGUGGCAUGGUUCAAGGAUUAAUUGAUUUAACGCCGCGUUAGAUCUUAAAAAGAGGAGACAGUGUCGGUAUUGAGAUACAAGAGCCUGCAGAUGCUGGGACUCUCGUUCUCUGCCUCCACAGAUGCUGCCUGACCCUCUGAGUUCCUCCCAGUGUUUGUUUUGUAGCAUUGAGAUAAUUUAGGAGUGUUAAAUUCCAAACAUGCAGACGUCUUGGAGGAGAGGAAGUUGCAAAGGUUUGCUUAGCUUGUAUUUAAAGUCACAGCUCUGGGGUAGAAGCUCAAGCAUGUCCAUUCUUGGGAGGGCACAAGUUAUUUGUAUUGCCGCAGUGAGCUGGUGCCAGGAGGUAUCCAGUGAAGCACCAAUGUGUUCAGGUCCUUUAUUAGCAACCACAGGCCAGGACUAGGAGCAAGAAGAGGUGACUGGGAGGGAGAAUGGAGUAGGGAGAUCGGAAGGCACUUUGAGUGUUAUUCCUGAGUUUCGCCCAUGUUAGUCAUUGAGUCAUACAGCACGAAACAGGCCCUUCAGCCCAACUCAUCCACGCUGACCAAGUUGCCUACCUGAGCUGGUCCCAUUUGCCUGUGUUUGGCCCAUAUCCUUCUAAACCUUUUCUGUCCAUGUACCCCUCCAAAUGUCUUUUAAACAUUGUAAAACAUAGAACAGUUCAGCACAGUACGGGCCCUUCGGCCCACGAUGUUGUACUGACCUAUAUAAACCUACCCCAUAAUCAAUCUAACCCUUCCCUCCUCCACAGCCCAUAACCCUCCACCUUUCUUACAUCCAUGUGCCUAUCCAGGAGUCUUUUAAAUGUCCCUAUUGUAUCAGCCUCUACCACCACCCCCGGCAGUACGUUCUAAUUGUCCCCACCUCUACCAUUUCCUCUGGCAGCUCGUUCCACAUACCCACCACCCUCUGUGUGGAAAAAGUUGCCCCUCAGGUCCCCUUUAAAUCUUUCCCCUCUCAUCUUAAACCAAUGCCCUCUAGUUUUAGACUCCCCUAUACUCCAGGGAGAAAAACUGGGACCAUCCACCUUAUCUAUGUCCUUUGUGACUUUAUAAACCUCUAUAAGGUCACCCCUCAGUCUCCUAUGCUCCAGGGAGAAAUGUCCCAGCCUGUGAUUAAAGGAGAUGUGAGGGGCAAGUUUUUUUUUACACAGAGUGGUGGGUGCCUGGAACGGGCUGCCAGGGGUGGUGGCGGAAGCAGAUACAAUAGUGCCGUUUAAAAGGCUGAAACGUCGACAGUUCCUUUCCCUUCCACAGAUGCUGUUUGACCCACUGAGUUCCUGCAGGCCUAUUUUACUGCUGGGAAUUCCAUGCACCAGAGGUUUCUAGUAUUUGUAAUUACUCGCAUUCUUGAUGUACUUCAGGUGUUUGUUGUCUGAUCAUGACCAGCAGUAAUUGGAUUUCUUGGAGAAUGCAACACAAAUUAUCAUUCUUGGUUGUAGUAUAAUCUUGUUUGGUGAUAUUUAACAUGUCUGAAUGAUAGAUUAAACCAAGAAUUCUCUCUUUGGAGUGAUUUUAAUUGUCUUGCAAAAAUCUGUAGAACAUAUAUAUAUAAAAAACAUUAAAAUGUAUUUACUAAGAGGCAAAGUACGUGCUAUGCUAUGCAAUGCAAAUUAAUACCACGUGGAUGAAGGUUGCUGUGAAAAGCAUUUAUUUGGUUAUUGUGUAAUGAUAAAGAAGUAUUAAAUUCUAGUCUUUCAAGCAUCCCUGAGUUGUGCCUUCAGCUCAAAAGAUUCCUUCCUGAACCCUUCCAUGUUUCCAUCCAUCCCUCAAAACCCGGGUGAUCCAUCAUGAUAUCUCCACAUGUAUCUCCAUGCCAAUUUUGUGUGUGAGCACUCAUGUAAAGCAUCCCAGGAUAUUCUUCUAUGUUAAAGAUGCUAAAUAAAUGAAACUUGUUCCUAAGAAAUAGAAGCUGGGGAAGGCCAUUCAGCCCAUCUGCACCCCCAUUUAUUAAGAUUGUGGCUGAUUUUUUUUUAACCUCAGUGCCGCUUUCUUGCACUAACCCCAUUUCUGAGUCCCGUAAUCUACAGAAUUUAAACUCCUGAUGAAUGGUGGACUGCUCACUUCCAUCACCUUCAGGGGGAAAAGGUAUUAAGGAAAUCCCUCUGAAAGGAAUUUCCAAGGAAAGCCUGUUGAUGCUUGCUUAUGAUCAGGGUAAUCUCAAUCACUGUAACAUUUAGAAUUGAGUAUAUAUUUUUGAAAUGGAGAAAUUUUAAAUGACUAUUUGCUGUAAUAUUUUGAAGUCUGCAUGGUUUAUGCCUUCCUUUCUACAAAUCUUAGUGAUGGACACAUCGACAGUGAACUCUUUAUAUUAUGGGAGUUCCAAGUAACAAUUGCAUUGCAUGAACUUGCUUUGUUUGUAGAAUUUUGUUAAUCUCUUUCAAUAAAUCUCAUACAGGGACCUGAUUAUUUGUUGAUUUGUCUCAUUAAUUUAGGGUUUCCUAUGUUUUAUUAUUUAAAAACUGCAAAUAAAAGCAUGUUCUCCAUUAGGGGUGAUGUGGAAAGAUUUGCUUUUCUGAAAAGCCGUAUUUUACGUUUGUAUGUUUUGU